AUGGCCACUGUCAAUGCCAAGCAGCUACACUGGACGCAACGCGUUGCGCUUGUCAGACACAAUCUCCAUGCCGCUGGUCGUAGUGGAGAUUGCGGCUUCUUCAAGUCGCUGCAGGCGGCAGGUCUGAUCGAAGGUACGAACCAUUUCGCCUGCUUGACGACCACCAUGGGUGACGAGGCCGACACCCUUCUCGCUGCACUGGACAACCUCAAUGGUGCUCUGGCCUUGACCUAUCAAGAUGCGUUUCAGAAUGUUUACGACAACCUAAAGAAUUCGAUGCGUGAUACGGACAAGGAGGCAGACAGAUCGAAGCUAUACGUGGAUAUCACCUUGCAGAAAAACAAGGUGGAGAUGGCCAUCGAUAAGCUCUCCAAUUCUGCUACGGCCCUCAUCAACCAGCAGCCUCCUCAUGCGCAGGACCAAGCGGCAAACGUCUACAUCACGGGUAUCACCCUCGUUGCGGACUGUGCAGAGGUCGUGACCAAGCAACUCGAGACGCUCGACCAAAAGAUGGACGACUUCAUCCGUCUCGAAGACAGCUGGAACACAGUCAAGGCCUCUGUCCUCGCGGCAAACGCGGGCUUGAAGGGCGUCUUCUACAUGCUGGACGUCAAUGACACCAAAGGCGAGGGAACUCCACGCAGCGUCAGCAUCUCGAGCGCCAGCAGCAACAUGUUCCGCCGGAUCUCCAACGCUUUCCAAUCCAGCCCGACCAGCCGCAGUUCCAGCGUAGCCAGCGCAGGCGCUCCAAGAGGUUCCAUCAGCGGCGGCUCGAUGCCGGUCUAUCGCACUCCGAACUACCUUCGCAACAGUAUCAGCGCCGGCUGUCCGACCAGCAUGCCAGCCACUUUCAACAUUCCAUCGCCAUCCAGCAACCCACCGAACUUCAGCAACUUCGAGGCAAACAAGUUCAACAGCUUCCAGGCGCAUACGCUGAGCACGAUUCCACCAACGCCAGGCUACGACGAGGAUGAGAAGGACCCGUUCGACACGACCGAGAUCCCGCCAGUGCCAGCCAUGCCAAUCAAUCUCCAACCGGAAAGGAUGAGCCAGGCAGUCAUGUAA
Messenger RNA from Lecanosticta acicola, 1065 nucleotides. NCBI's taxonomy places the organism in Eukaryota, Fungi, Ascomycota, Dothideomycetes, Mycosphaerellales, Mycosphaerellaceae. The record is from the annotation of a GenBank genome assembly.